Molecule: messenger RNA, 384 nt
Organism: Drosophila nasuta
Lineage: Eukaryota; Metazoa; Arthropoda; Insecta; Diptera; Drosophilidae
Product: kunitz-like toxin PcKuz2
Exons: 3
Coding region: 37-300 (87 amino acids)
Molecular function (GO): serine-type endopeptidase inhibitor activity
Source: RefSeq, a predicted model, not a curated record
AGUUUGCAACUCUUCCUUAAGCUUUUCCCUAAAAUCAUGAAGAACAAUAUGCUGUAUUUCUUCUGUCUGAUACUGUUGUUGAGCCUGUCUCUGAACUCAGCUUGGACUGUCGAGGAUAUAAUACAUCGCAUGAGCGUUUGCACUGCACCCCCAAGAUAUGGCACUUGUAAUUCAAAACUUCGCCAAUGGCAUUAUGUCUCUAAACUAAGACGCUGUGAACGAUUUAUUUACUCUGGCUGCGGUGGCAAUAAUAAUCGUUUCUAUAACAAAAACGAGUGUGAGGAAUACUGCCAAAUUUAAAACUAAUUGUCAAACCUUCAGCAGUGGCUAAAAUACCAAUUAUAUGAAAUGGUUUUAAUAGUAAAUUAAAGUAUUUUGUAUGAA